Rotaria sp. Silwood1 is the source of this 6729-nucleotide messenger RNA. Lineage: Eukaryota; Metazoa; Rotifera; Eurotatoria; Philodinida; Philodinidae. The record is from the annotation of a GenBank genome assembly.
AUGUGUGUUACCUAUUGCAAUGGAAACCCUGAAUGCGCUGAUGGUUCCGAUGAGCUCGAUUGUGCUACGGAUGCUCCUGUUAUAACUUCUGACAGUAUUGCUUUUGCUCAAAGUACAGAACCGAGUGGUAAUGGAAACGAACCUGCCAAUGUACCUGGAGGAACAACAGAUAUAAUCGAAACUACUCUUCCACAAGUUACAGUAUUCGAUCGCGAAACUGUACCGACAGAAGAUGUAAAUACAGUCGUUACUCAACAAUCAACUGCCGGAGAAGCACAAGAAGCAACAACCGUUCUUGCCGACGCUACCGCAGCUGCUGCUGCUGAUGCUACAGCAGCUUCUCCUACUGCUGACGCUACAACAGCUGCUGGCGCUGAUGCUAAUGCUGAUGAUACAACAGCUGGUGCUGAUGCUGCAACAACUGCUGCUGGCGCUGAUGCUAAUGCCGAUGCUACAACAGCUGCCGCUGCGGCUGCUGAUGAUGCUACAACCGCCGCUGCUGGUGAUGCUGAUGCUACAGUAGCUCCUACUGCUGCUGAUGCUACAACGGCUGCUGCUGAAGCUGAUGCUACAACAGGUGCCUCUGCUGAUGCUGAUGCUACAGCAGCUUCUGCUGCUGCUGAUGCUACAACGGCUGCUGCUGAUGCUGAUGCUACAACAGGUGUCGCUGAUGCUGAUGCUACAACAGGUGCCGCUGAUGCUGAUGCUACGACUGAAGCAGCCGAAAGUGGUGUCACUGGUGAUACUACUAGUGGUAGUGACGGAGCAGCAACAACUGCUGACGCCAAUGUUGAAACAUCAACUGGUGCAGAUGACUUAACAUCAGCUAAACCGGGAAAUGGCCAUGUAACUGAAGAUGAAAGCAGUACAGCUGGUGUUACUGGAGAUGACACAAGUGCUCAUGAUGUAUCCGAUCAAGUUACAACUGUUGAAGCUGCUACUACGGAUUCAAAUACAGCAACAACUGCUGGUGAUGCAACUACAGCAGAUGAUACUUCUGAUGUAACAACAGAUUCAUCAACUGAUGCUGCAAAUGGACAUGAUGUAUCAGCAACAACAGUAAAAGAAGAUACAACAGCAGCACCUGUUCAACCAGAACCUAGUGGCAGAGUUGAACUUCGUGUUGUUGUUAGUCCAGAAAUACUUGAGGUACAACGUGGUCAAACUUAUGAAUUGACUUGUACUGUUUAUGGUGCUGAUGCAAGCACAACUAUUUAUUGGAUUCAAGAAGAACCGGAACGACGUUACGCUCUAACGGAUCCAGCUGGACCAGAUGAUAAACAAGUAACACUAUCACAAGUAUCAUUAAAAGCACGUAUUACAAUUGACGAUCCAAGUAAAAUCGGUAAAUAUACAUGUAUGGCACAAGAUACAGCUGGUAAUAGUGGUGCAGCUAUUCUUACUAUGGAAGAAGGCCGUUAUUAUCCUCCAGUAUAUCCACCAGUAUAUCCACCAAUUGUACCUGGAGGAGGUGGUCAAGGAUAUUUACGUAUUGUUGCACCUGAUAUGGCUGAAGGUGAUUAUGUAGAAAUUCAAUGUGAAAAUGCUAAACCAGAAGAUGAAGGACGUAUUCAAUGGUUUUUUAAUAAUCGACUUCUUAGCGAUGAACAACCACUUUAUCCACGUGGUAAAACUCUUCAUAUUCGUCCUAUUUCAAGACCUUAUUUGGGAAAUUAUCGUUGUUCAAUUCCGGGUAGUGGGUAUGCUGAUGGAAUUAGUGUUCUUACUUUUGGAGGUCCAGUUCCAACAACAACUGUUCCAAGCUAUCCUUCUGCAUUUACAGUAACAAUUGAUAUUGUUCAAGGACAAACUGCUCAAGGACAAGCACAAGAAAAUACACAAGUCAUCCUUCGAUGUCGACCAAGUGAACAAGCUACUAGUUAUCGAUGGACAUUUACAUCUAGCCAAGGACCAGACAAUCGUGGUUACACAGAUCAAUUAGUUAUUCCUCGAGUUACUCUUCAAGAUUCUGGUGUAUACACAUGUGAAGCAACUAGUACUCGUGGUCAAACGGCACGUGGCACAGUCAAUCUUUAUGUUAAUGCUGGUCCUCAACAACCAAUAGCUGGUCGAUGUGGUGUUGAUGAAGCUACUUGUCGUAAUGGUCGAUGUAUUCCUCGUGCAUAUCUUUUUGAUGGUAAAAAUGAUUGUGGUGAUAAUAGUGAUGAGGGCACUGGAAGUAGUGAUGCAUGUCAACCAAAUGAAAUUGGUUGUACUAAUGCCGAUCGUGGACGAAAAUGUGUACAGAAAUUUUGGAUGUGUGAUGGUGAUCGUGAUUGUGAUGAUGGAAGUGAUGAAGAUCAACGUUAUUGUGAAAUACUUCCUCGUCAACGUUAUUGUAAACCAAGUGAAUUUCAUUGUGGUGGUUCAAAUGCUACAACACCAAAUCCAAUAUGCAUUCCACGAUCAUUUCAAUGUGAUGGUUAUAAUGAUUGUCCUGAUCGUUCGGAUGAAGUCGGCUGUGUUAAACCAAUUGUUGUUUCGGCACCACAACGUCAAAUUCAAGUUCAUGUUGGCCAAACAUUAACUAUUCAAUGUAUAGCUCGUGGUUCACCAGCACCAUAUAUCAAUUGGCGUCUCAAUUGGGGACAUGUAUGUGGUGAUGGUUCGGAUAAUGGACGAUGUACAAUGGCACAAACUGUAGAUCCAAAUGAUCCACAUCUUAUCACUGGCACACUUACUGUUCGUAAUGUUAUUUCAUCUGAUGGUGGUGCUUAUUCAUGUGAAGCACUUAACAAUCAAGGAUUUAUUUUUGCUAUUCCGGAUGCAAUUGUUGAUGUUAUUAUUGUUUCAGGCCCUCCACCAACACCAGCACCACUCCAAUGUAACUGCCAUGGUCAUUCAUCAUAUUGUACAUCUACUGGACAAUGUCUUAAUUGUCAACAUAAUACUGCUGGUUAUAGUUGUGAAUUCUGUGCACCAGGUUAUCAAGGUGAUGCUCGUCGAGGUACACCAUAUGAUUGUCAACCGGUUACAGCUGCACCACCAACAUCACGUUGUAAUCCAGCUGGUACACAUAUGGAUCGUGGUGAUCGUUGUAUUUGUAAAUACAAUGUUGAAGGUGCUCGAUGUGAUCAAUGUAAACGUAGUCAUUUCUAUUUGAAUCCAACAACACCAAAUGGUUGUUUACCAUGUUUCUGUUCGGGUGUAUCAACUGAUUGUACUUCAACGGAUUGGCGACGACAACCUAUUCCACUUCCAUUAAAUAACUGGAAUGUUGUACCAAAAACAUUUGCUACCGAUCCAUAUGAAGCACGUGAUCGUAUACAACAACGUCAUGGUGGACGUGAAAUAGCUCUCGAUCAAAGUUCUUUAGGACGAUCAGCUAAUGAAGUUCUUUAUUGGAAAGCACCAAAAGAAACACUUGGAAAUGUUGUUACAUUAUAUGAUGGUAAUAUUGAUAUUCAUUUUACAAACGAUGGUAAUGAUAAUGAAGCACCAAGUAAUGAUGAAUUUAUAUGGUUACGUGGCAAUAAUAUUGAUCUUGUUCAUAAACUUCCACAAAAUCAACGAUUUAAAGCUAAUUCAAAUGCUACUUAUUCGGUACCAUGUAAUGAAAGAACAUUUACACGUAAAGAUGGAACAUAUAUUGAUCGGGAAAAUAUUCUUAUGGCUCUAUCAGAUUUGGAUACAUUACUUGUUAAAAUAAAUCCAAUUGGUGGUCGACGUAAUGCUGUACUUCGUGGUGUUACUUUAAAUGUUGCUGCUCGUGAUGGUUAUACAGAUCCAGCACCAACAGUUGAAUCAUGUCGUUGUCCAGCUAAUUAUACGGGUACAUCAUGUGAAAAAUGUGCUGAAGGUUAUGGUCGUCCACAUCCAUUAGUUGGUAUUUAUUUGGGUCAAUGUUGGUCAUGUCGAUCAUUAUGUAAUGAUCGAUCAGAUAGAUGUGAUCGAGAUACUGGCAGAUGUCUUGAUUGUCAAGCUAAUAGUGAAGGUGAUCGAUGUGAACGAUGUCGUCCUGGUUAUAUACUCGAUCCACGAUUGAAUCAAUGUACAAGAGAUGAGCAAUAUCCAUCUUAUCCAGUACCACCAUAUGAACCUGCUCCAAGAGGUGCUUAUUAUGUCGACCAACGACCUUAUGAUACACGUGGUACAACUCCAUUAACCAUUGUUUUAGAUGGUAAUCUACCAGAACAACAUGUUCCACUUCAAGUUCUUAAUGCUCAACCACGAUCAGUUGUAUGGGGUCGUACUGAUGGUAGUCCACUACCAGCCAAUGUUGUUCAAGAAGGCAAUGAUCUCGUUUUCCGUAAUCCAUCAGCUGAACAAGCUGGAAAUUAUAUUUGCACAAUAACUCAUCCUGAUGGUUUUAUUGAACGUAUUGCUAUUUAUUUAGAUUAUCGUCCAGGUCAACGACAACCUAUUAGUCCUCCUUUUGCUUAUCCAGUAUUUAGUCCACCAAGUCCACUGACAAUACUUGAAGGUGAUAAUCAAUUCAUACAACCUCAAGGUGCACUUUAUCAAGUUUACUGGCGUCGCGAUGGUGGCCAACCACUACCACUAGGUAUAACUCAAAAUGGCAAUGGUUUACAAAUAACUGAUGCACGAUCGGAACAUUCGGGUACUUACUAUUGUGAAGUAUAUGGAAAUGAUGGCUCACGUGUAUCUAUUCCAUAUGAGCUUCGUGUUCAACGUAUAGAGCGACCCCGUCCUGUUGAUCGACCACAUGCAAGCACUGUUGGCGCACCAAAAAUAACUAUUGAACCAAGAGUAAUUAAUUUAAAAGAAGGUCAACGUAUGAUUGUUCAAUAUACAGUUAGCUCACACGAUCCAAUUGAAGUCAAAUGGAAUAAAUGGACAGACCAAGGUUAUCAACCAAUUUCAGCAUUGUUCACUGUUGAACCAAACCGUCUUGUACUUAAUCGUGCAACACCUGAAGCAGCUGGUACAUAUCAAGUUGUUGUAAGUAAUGCACAUGGUGAAGAUCGACAAGAAUUACGUAUUAAUGUUGAACCACGACGUGGCCGAGGACGUGAACAACAAGCUGGUGCACCACGAAUUCAAUUUUCACAAGAUCAUUAUGAUAUAAGUGCUGGUCAAGUGAUCGAUAUUGUACCAACUAUUUCUGGGGCAAGUGGAGCAAAAGCAACUUGGUCAAAAGAUGGCUCAGGAUAUUUACCUGAAGGUGUCAUUGCACGUAAUGAUGGAGCUUUACGUGUUGAAGGACGAUCAAAUAAUGUUGAUGGACGAUAUACACUUGAUGUCACAAAUGCUUAUGGUCGUGUAUCGGCACCAAUUGUUAUUCGAUGGAGAGAAACAGCUGGUACACAAAGUGCUCAUGCUGCUUCACAAGGUGGUCACGUUAAUCAAAAUCGAAGAGUUCACUGGAAUGUUCAAAGAGUAGAUUUACAUGAAGGUCGUCGUCUUGAAGCUGCUUGUCGAGGUGAUGUUGAUCCAUUAUCACUUCGUUUGGAUGUUACACGUCAUAAUGGUCAACAGCGUGAACCAGUACCACUCGGUCUUUCGUUUUCAAAUGGUUAUUUAUCAUUGGGUGCUGUUACAGUACAAGACAGUGGACUUGAAUUUACUUGCUCAUCAGCAAAUGAUUCUGAUACCUUAACGCUUACUGUUCGCCCAUCGAGUCAUGGACAAGAUGGUGGUCGUAGUUUUAUUGAUGUACGUCUUGAACCACGUGAUGAACAAAGCCAUCAAAUUGGACGUGAAAUUUAUUUACAAUGCGCAGUUCAAGGAAGCGUUGAACGUCCAUAUGAAUAUACAUUUACCAAAGAUGGUCAACCAUUGGAAAACAAUGUUGAGGUACAUCCAAAUGGUUUAUUAAUUAUUCGUAAUGCUCAAGCAAGUGAUGCUGGACGUUAUCGAUGUGAAGUAAGCUUUCCACGUGCACCAGAAGCUGGAAUACAAGAGAGCAGUUAUGAUCUUCGAAUUGAAGGUGGUUCCGCUGGAGGUUACGAUCAAAGUUUUCAAUCUGGUGGUGAAUAUCAACCACAAGCUGAAUACAUUGAAGUAACUAUUGAACCAAGUGAAGUAACUCUUGGACGUGGUGAAAAAGCCAAUCUAACGUGCCGUGUUAAAGGUGCUCAACAAUACACUAUAACAUGGGCUAAAUAUGCACAUGAUACAAGUUUACCAAAUUAUGCUCGUCAACAAGGAAAUAGUGUUAUAUUAGCUCCAACUGAAGAUUCACCUGCUGAACAAAUGUAUUUACAAUGUUCAGUAGCAGUACCUGGUCAACCUCAACCAUAUCACGGUUAUGCACCAGUUACUCUUCGGGCAAAUGAUGAAUUACUUAUCUCCCAAAACGUUACAGUCACAUUAUGUGGUAUGGUUAGUACUUGUACUAACACAAAAGUUAUGUCUAUUGGAACACUUAUGGGAAUAGUUGUUGGACAUUUAGCACUAUUAGUUAUUAUCAUUAUUGUUAUCGUUGAAAACAGACGUAUUCUUCAAGCUUUUGCCAUGUCAAUUAGUAGCUUCUCAAAUUUAAGUACUGGGGAAAUUAUUGGUAUUGUUGUGGGUAUUGUAUUGGCAGUUGUUGCUGUUAUUGGAAUUCUUCUGACUAUAUGUGUUUUGUGUUGUAAAAGCGAUAAACCAUCACAAGUACAACCAUAUUCUUCAUAUCAAUAUCAACAAAAUCCUUAUGGUCAACCGAUGAGGCAAGGUUAUUAUUCACAACAACAGUCUUGGCCUCCACAACAACAACGUUGGAACCCACAGCCAAUGAAUUAUGUACAAAAUCCUGGUUACUAUAAUUCACAAUCAAAUUAUUAA